Scheffersomyces amazonensis is the source of this 5223-nucleotide messenger RNA. RefSeq lists its product as uncharacterized. Gene Ontology annotation, molecular function: histone H3K4me/H3K4me2/H3K4me3 demethylase activity; DNA binding. Gene Ontology annotation, biological process: chromatin remodeling; regulation of DNA-templated transcription. The record is from RefSeq and is a predicted model, not a curated record. The transcript is spliced from 3 exons. Bases 1 to 5223 code for a protein of 1740 amino acids. Gene Ontology annotation, cellular component: chromatin; nucleus. NCBI's taxonomy places the organism in Eukaryota, Fungi, Ascomycota, Pichiomycetes, Serinales, Debaryomycetaceae.
AUGAAUGAAGAACAAGAAACAUCAAAGUUUCCAAAGACUUCGAGAUUUUUCACCACAUCAGGACUUCCUGACUUACGAAUGAAUCAAUUCACUAGAGAUAAUAAACCAAUCAUAUUUAAUGGUCAAGCAACGGGAAUAAAUUAUAAUCCUUAUACAUUUCCUCAACUGAAAACAAAAGCCAAUAUUCCAUUGGAUUUUUAUAAUUUACCAUCUAAAAUAUCUAUAGUAGAAUCUAUUCCAAAUAUUGAACAAGAAAAAGAUAUUGAAAUACCAACUUUUAAUCUUAAUGAAAAUGAUAGUAUAGAUCCAAUAAAGUUUAUUGAAACUAUUGAAGAAGAUUCUGGAAAGAAAUAUGGAGCCAUUAAAGUCAAAUUACUGGAUACUGACAAUUCUAAUUUAAUAAAAUCUAAAAUUCAAAUCAAUUCAGAUUUAUUCUGGUUUGAAUCUAAUAAGUUAUUGAAUAAUCCCAAUAAAAAUGAAUUGACUAGUAGACUACAAUUUCAGAAGGAGUUAAUUGAUUUUCAUUGUUUACAUGCUCAUUCAACGAAGGCUACAAGUGCUGCAACAGCAACACAAACAGAAACAGCAACAGAAGCUCCUCGUAAACCAGUACCGUCAUUUCUUUCUAAACUUCCUAUGGUUGAUAAGCGUCCAUUGGAUUUAUAUAAAUUAUUCCGAUCAGUAAUAAUAAGAGGUGGAUUUCAAGAAGUUAUAGCCAAAAAGCUAUGGGCUCAAAUCGGUCGUGAAUUAGGUUAUAGAGGUAAAAUAAUGACUAGUUUAAGUAGUUCUUUGAAAUCUUCUUAUCAAAGAAUACUAUAUCCUUAUGAAUUAUAUCUUCGAGAUAAACGAGAACAUACUAAAUCUGAAACUCAACCUAAGGUGGAGUCAACAACAGUAGUAGUUAAUGAUAAUAAUAAACGUCCAGCAGAGGAAGACUUAUCAUAUUCUAAUGAUAUCAAGAAAUCCAAAUCCAACUCAAGCUCAAAACCAAAAUCUUGUGCUCCAUUGAUUAUUGGAUCAGCCAAAGAAUUCAAACGAUCAAUUCGAAGUAAAACUUCUAAGGGAUUUUUAAUCAAUGCUCCUCAUUUAAUAGAAGUUAAACCACUCAAUACAUUUGUAAUUAAACCUAGUGAACAAGAUAUUAAUCAAGGAAAGAAAUCUCGUAAAUUUACUGAUAAUAUUGAAACUCCUAUCUUACCACAAUCUCAAAUGGAUCGAGCAUUAAAAUUUAUGAUUGAUAAUCAAUCAGUAUUAGAAGAUAAAUCAAGAAUGAAAUCUAGUGUUAAUUCAUCAUUUUAUACAUUAAGACAAUUUAUGGAAAAGGAUUUAAAAUUUCAAGAAUUUAUUCUAGAACAUCAUGGUGAGAAAUUCAAUGCUUCACCUAAUGGAUAUUAUAAGAAUUCAAUUUCUAAUGGUUAUGUUCAUGAUGCAGAAAGAAAAGCUAUUGAUAUUGAUUCAUUUGAAAAAUUAUAUUGGAAAUUCAUUAAUAAUGAAGAGAUUCAUCCAUUAGGUAAUAAUGGAUUAGAAUUAGAAAGUGGAGUAGAUAUUCCUAGUUAUAUUAAUGGAUCAGCCUUUGUUCAACUUGGAGAUGAUGUACCUAAAUAUAAGAAUAGUUGUCAUAAUCUUAGUCUUAUUAAUUCUACUAAUAAAGCAAUAAAUGCUAAUAUUAAGAUUGGUGGACAAGGUACAACCACCGGUACAAGUACAACUACUGAUACUACAACUACAAACACUUCAACUAUACCUACCACUACCACUACAACUACAAAUACUAGUUCUAAUGCUUCGACUAGUGAAGCAUCCUAUUUUAAUACUCCUGAAUAUAUCUCUAGUAUUGUUUCAGCCGCAUUAUUACCAUGGAAUUUACAUAAUUUACCAAUAUUACCUAAUUCAUUACUUGGAUGUUUCUCUGAUUCUGAUCUUAAUAAUAAAGAAUUAGUUAAUACAAGAUUAAAUAUAGGAAUGACAUUUAGUACUGAUAAUUGGAGAUGUGAAGAUCAUUUUACUAAUUCAAUUAAUUAUCAUUUCUUUGGAGCAGUAAAGCGAUGGUAUUUUAUACCUGAACUGGAAUUUGAAAAAUUUCAAUUAUUAGUUAAAGAAAUUAAUGAACAAGAAAUUUCUCGAAUUAAUAUUAAUAAUAUUAAUUGGAAUAUUGAAGAAUUAACUAAAUAUUUAGUUAAUUCACCAUAUUUAGAUUAUGAUAAUUUAAUGAUAUCAUUAGAAAAUAUGAUUAAUCCAAUACUGGAUAUUCGAUUACCUCAUAUUAAUGAAUAUUUUCAAUCAUUAAUUGAAUUAAAAUCUGGUCAGUCUCAGUCUAAUUCUAAAUGUCUUAAAUAUAAUCAAGAAUUCUUUAUAACCCCUAAAUUACUUAAAGAAAGAGGAAUAAAAUUUACAACAACUUUACAAAGACCCGGAGAAUUUAUUAUUAAAUUACCCAAAACUUAUUCAGCUUGUGUAUCAUUUGGAUUUAGUUUAAGUGAAGAAGUUAAUUUUGCAACCAAAAAUUGGUUAGAUUAUGCAUUAGAAGCUGAAACUUGGUUAUCAAAUCAAUCAACUAUAUGUAAUUUUCUGACAUUUAAAUUAUUAAUUAAUUUAAUUCAAAUUUAUGAUUCUGGUCAAAGUAUUGGAUUUAAUUCAGAUAUUUAUAAUAAAAUUCGUCCCAUUUAUGAUAAUUUAUUAGAACAAGAACUUGAAUUACGAUCAAAAAUUCGUAAAUUGAAAAUUAAAGAAGUAUUAAUUGAUGAAAAACAAUUUCAAAUUUUUGAUAAUGAAAUGAUAUCUGAUGAUGAUCUUCGAUAUACAUUUCCUACUAAAGUAGUUGUAAUUGAUAAUAAAUCAAAACAUACUUUAAAUCUUACAAUGAAUUCAUUUCUUGAAUAUUAUGAAGACAAUAAAUUCGAUCCAAAGAAUUUUACAUUUGAAAUAUAUCUUUAUUAUUCUGAUGAAAAAUUGAAAAAUUUCGCUAAAUUAUUAGGAAAUUAUUCAAUUGAUCAUCAAAGUUGGAUGAAAAAUUAUAUUGAAUUAAUGAAAGAGAAUUCUGAUGUUUCAUUAAAGACUUAUCGAACUUUAUUAAAUGAAGGGGAAAGAAUUCUUUCAGCUAUUGAAUCAACUAAUUCUUUAAAUCCUUUAGGAAUUCAACAAUCAAGUCAAUCAGAAGGUUUAUAUAUAUUUAAAAAACAAAUUGAUAAUCUUCGAUAUUUUAUUAAAUCUUCCAAUGAAUUUAUUGAAGAAUGUCAAAAUUUAUUAUCUAUAAAACAUCAACAAAGAAUUAGAAGUGGGAAUGAAUAUCGUAGAACAAAUGGAUUAAAUGAUUUAUUAGAAUUAAUUAAAAGAAUUCCAAAUUUAAAUUUUUCUUGUACAGAAAUUGAUCAAAUUCUUGAAUUUAAAAUGGAAAUUGAAAAUUUCGAUAAAGCUUGUCGAACAUUAUUAUCUAAAAAGAAUAGACCAAUUCAAGAAUUUGAUGAUUUAAUUAGUUUAGGUGAAAGUUUUGGAAUUAAUAUCCCUUCACUUACAUUUAUAACUAGAAUUAGAGAUCGAUUAAAUUGGGUUAAAACUUAUAGUAUAAUUCAAAAGGGUAUAGAUCCAUUAUCUGAUAAAAAGGAAGUAUUUACUAUUGAAAAACUUAAACAAUUCUUUGAAGAAGGUUUAUCAAUUUUAUCAAAGGAAGAUAUUAAUAUGAUUAAAGAUAUGGAAAUUAUAGUUAAUAAUAGUGAAGAAUUUGAACAAGAAUGUACCGAAUUCUUAAACAUUGAUUAUGUGGAGAAUUUUAAUAUGGAUAAAUUAAAAUUUAUUGCUGAAAGAUUUCGAACUGAAAAAUUAUUUAUUAGUAUGGAAAAUUAUAUUGAACUUUCAAAAUUACAUAUAUAUUCCAAAUUAAUAAGUCAAUUUAAUGAAUUUAAAAAUUCUAAUAUAUCAAUUACUUAUGCUGAUGGUAAACAAAUGCAUAAUUUAAUUAAUGAAAGUGAAUUAAAAUUUAAUGAUAAAAUAUUAAUAUCAGAACUUUUAAAAACUGAAGAAUUUAUUAAUGAUUUAUGGAAGAAACUUUCUGAUAUUAAAAUUAUAACUACUCUUAGUAAAGAUGUUAAUUUAGAUCAUCUUAAUAAUAGAUUAACAAUUAAUUCAAAAUUAAUUGAAAAAUUAUAUCAAUUUCUUUAUAAAUCAGAAUUUAGUCUUUCAGAAGAGGAUAAAUAUGAAAAUUCAUCAUCAUUUGUGACUAAAUUUUGUACUGAUGAAGAAUCAGAUGAUACAAGUAUUAAAUUUUAUUGUUUAUGUCGAGAAUAUGAAUUUGGUACUAUGGUUGAAUGUGAUAAAUGUAAUGAAUGGUAUCAUAUUCUGUGUGUUGGUGAACAAGUAAGUAAUUCUGAAGAUGAUACUUAUACAUGUCCAUUAUGUAAAUUAAUUGAUUCUAAGAAUUCUACUGAUUCUUUUUUAAGUAAUCAAGUAACUUUAACUAAAUGUUAUGAAAUUAAACAAGAAUUUUUAUCAUUAAAAAUUCAUCCUUCAAAUGAAUCUAAAGUAUUAGAUGAAAAGAUAUUACAAAUUAUUAAUGAUAAAGAUAUUUCAUUGGCUAAAAGGUUAGAUAAACUUAUGUUUAUAUUAAGAUGUGUCUAUGGAUGUGGAAUUUAUUUAGAUGAUGUAUUUGCGAAUAUACUUGAAAAGGUUAGAGUUUAUGGAUGUGAAUAUGACAAGAUUAAAACUGCUGAAAAGUUGAAAAUAGAGGCAGAAAAAUUGGAGGAGGAAAAGAAAUUGGAGUUGAAGUUGAAGGAAGAAGAGUUAAAGAUACAGACAGAGAAAUCGAAGAUAGAAACUGUUACUGAAGAUCAACCACAAGUAGAUGAGCCAGUAGUCGCACAAGAGCUCAAUAUAGAAGAAAAAAUCAUAGAGGUGGCUACCUCUACGUCUAGUAGGGAACAGGUACAAGCUGAAAGUAGAAUUGAUGAUGAGUUUGUGAAAGAAGUAGCAGUACAAGAAGACCAUCCUAUAAGCAAACAACAACUGGAAGAAUCUCAGAUUCCUAUUGAAAAUGGGAAUAAAUCUGAAUCUCAAGUUGAUGUUAGCUCCACUUCCACUUCCACUUCCACUUCCAUUCCCAUUCCCAUUCCUGAACCAGAAAAUGGACACACAAACACUCAAAUUUCCGAACCAGACAAUGGUGUUCUCAAUGGAACUCCUACUAAAUUAGAAGAUCCAAGCCAUUCUAAUAAUAUAGCCCAGAUCAUAUAA